ACUCGGUGACUGGGAAGCCACGGCGGGCGGGCGCACUGGGAGCCCGGGGAGAGGAGGACAGCACCCCGUCCUGCGUGCUCACACCCUCUCCCCAUCGCCGACCAUCCUGCCGCCCCAGGCCUGGCCGAGGACCGAGAAUUGCGCUGCCGACGUGCAGGCCCGGCGUUGGGUGGGGGGAGGACGGUGCCGCCGCCGGACGCCCCUCACACUGCCCUGCCCUGGCCUCGCAGACAGCCGCCAUGUGGCCCCUGUGGUGCCUCGCGUCCCUGCUGGCCCUGAGCCAGCCGCUGCCCUUUGAGCAGAAGGGCUUCUGGGACUUCUCCCUGGACGACGCGCUGCCCAUGAUGAACGAUGAGGAGGCUUCCGGCGCCGGCACGACCUCGGGCGCCCCGGACCUGGACUCGUUCACGCCCACCUUCAGUGCCGUGUGUCCCUUCGGCUGCCACUGCCACCUGCGCGUGGUGCAGUGCUCAGACCUGGGUCUGAAGGCUGUGCCCAAGGAGAUCUCGCCCGACACCACGCUGCUGGACCUGCAGAACAACGAGAUCUCCGAGCUGCGCCGGGAUGACUUUCAAGGCCUCCAGCGCCUCUACGCUCUGGUCCUGGUGAACAACAAGAUCUCCAAGAUCCACGAGAAGGCCUUCAGCCCCCUGCGCAAGCUGCAGAAGCUGUACAUCUCUAAGAACCACCUGGUGGAGAUCCCGCCCAACCUGCCCAGCUCCCUGGUGGAGCUGCGCGUCCACGACAACCGCAUCCGCAAGGUGCCCAAGGGCGUGUUCAGCGGCCUGCGCAACAUGAACUGCAUCGAGAUGGGCGGGAACCCCCUGGAGAACAGUGGCUUUGAACCUGGAGCCUUUGAUGGGCUGAAGCUCAACUACCUGCGCAUCUCGGAGGCCAAGCUCACUGGCGUCCCCAAAGACCUCCCGGAGACCCUGAAUGAGCUGCAUCUGGACCACAACAAGAUCCAGGCCAUCGAGCUAGAGGACCUGCUGCGCUACUCCAGGCUUUCCAGGCUGGGUCUGGGCCAUAACCAGAUCCGCAUGAUCGAGAACGGAAGCCUGAGCUUCUUGCCCACCCUGCGGGAGCUGCACUUGGACAACAACAAACUGUCCAGGGUGCCGGCCGGCCUUCCGGACCUCAAGCUCCUGCAGGUGGUGUAUCUACACGCCAACAACAUCACCAAGGUGGGCGUCAACGACUUCUGCCCCGUGGGCUUCGGGGUGAAGCGGGCCUACUACAACGGCAUCAGCCUCUUCAACAACCCCGUCCCGUACUGGGAGGUGCAGCCGGCCACCUUCCGCUGCGUCACCGACCGCCUGGCCAUCCAGUUCGGCAACUACAAAAAGUAGAGGCGGCAGCAGCAGCCUGGCCGCCCGGGUGGGACCUCUGGGGGCCGAGCGGGAGGGGAGCCCCAGCGCGAGCACACCCGACCCAGCCCCACCCUCGCUCCUGAGCCCUCACUGCCCUGGCUCCCGAGUGUGGGAUGGGGAGCUGCCCCAGCCCACUCAUCGGAGCCCCUCAGAUGUACCCCUCAAGCCGUUCUUCCCAUUCACCCCAAACCAAACUGUCCCAGGCGCCAGCACGAGGGCAAUGGCCCACGAGUCUGGGACACAGGUAGCCGUGAGUCAGGCCGAGCCCAGGCCCCGCCCGCCUCAGUGCUCAGGUCCCACCGGCCUCCUGCUCACUUGCUACCCUUGGCCCCCCGCGUCCCCAGGCCAGCCGCCUCACUGCACAGAGUGGGCAGGCCUCGCCCGCUGCUCUCCCUCUCGCCCUCACCUCCGGACCCUCAGCCUGGCCCCUAUGCAGCCCGUGCCCAGACAAGCCAGGAGGAGGCCGUUGGCCCCAGACCAGCCCAGACCUUGGCCCCGCACCCAGAGGGCCCUGGAGCAGUGGCACGACCGCAGGACUGGGGCCUGGACUCGCUCGCCACCUCUGUGCCCCACGCCCAAGCCUGUGAGCCCCAGCACGGCUGCUCUUGGCCCGCCUCACCCCACAGCUAGGCCGCCUUCGUGCGCGCACGGGCCAGGCAGGGAUCAAGCAGCCCUCGGUGGGGCUGCUUCGGAGGCUACCGCUGUCCUUCGAUUAAAGAAGCGCUGAGCAUGCA
This is a messenger RNA of Condylura cristata (star-nosed mole), 2104 nucleotides long. RefSeq names its product biglycan (gene BGN). The transcript is spliced from 7 exons. Lineage: Eukaryota; Metazoa; Chordata; Mammalia; Eulipotyphla; Talpidae. Gene Ontology annotation, molecular function: protein binding. The coding region runs from base 240 to 1349 and encodes 369 amino acids. The record is from RefSeq and is a predicted model, not a curated record.